CUGAGCUGCAACUUACUGACAACAGAUAUGCACUAGUCCCAGCAGACAAUACCAGAUGAGAAACCUCCCCUGCUUUUGAUCAUCAGAAGAGCUAGAAACAGCAAUGUGCUUCUGAUUUUUCCCUUCAGAGAAAACUGAUGUCUGCAAGAUUUGAAGCUUACUUUCUUAUAAAGAAGAGCGGCCUAUGACUGACACAAAACUCAUUGUGAAUGCAGAUUUUUGUGUUUCUGCUAGUAUGAGCAACUAAGGAAAACUCCUGCGUGACUUCGUCCCAUGUGCACAGCAACAGCUGAGGAUUUCUUUUCCGUUUUCUCUUUCUCCACCCUUUUUCCUUUUUCAACCUGUGCUCUAAGUCCUUAAUCACCUGUGAAUUCCACUCCUUUGCUGAAAAUGAAUGCCACACACUUUGCAUUUUCAUUUCAGCCUAUGCUGUUUAAUGUCACUGAAGAAUUCAAUGACUCAAUGCUGAACAGAAGUAGCGAUGGAUUUUGUGAGCAGGUCUUCAUAAAAGCAGAGGUCUUCUUGACUUUAGGGAUCAUCAGCCUCCUGGAAAACAUCCUUGUAAUUCUUGCAGUGCUGAAGAAUGGAAACCUACAUUCUCCCAUGUAUUUCUUCCUUUGUAGCUUGGCUGUUGCAGAUAUGUUAGUGAGCAUGUCAAAUGCUUUGGAGACUAUCAUGAUUGCAAUCCUAAGCAACGGCUAUUUGAUCAUUGAUGACCACUUUAUUCAGCAUAUGGACAAUGUUUUUGACUCAAUGAUUUGUAUUUCUUUGGUAGCCUCAAUUUGCAGCCUCUUGGUUAUAGCCAUUGACAGGUACAUAACUAUUUUCUAUGCUCUCCGUUACCAUAGCAUCAUGACUGUUAAGAAAGCUUUAACUCUGAUUGUGGUCAUUUGGAUUGCUUGUAUAAUCUGUGGUAUCAUUUUCAUUGCCUACUCAGAAAGCAAAACUGUCAUUAUCUGUCUCAUCACCAUGUUCUUUACAAUGCUCUUUCUCAUGGCUUCCCUUUAUGUCCACAUGUUCUUGUUUGCACGCCUGCACGUUAAGCGGAUUGCAGCCCUCCCUGUUGACGGUGUGCCCUACCAGCGUACCUGCAUGAAGGGAGCCAUCACCAUCACUAUCCUACUUGGUGUCUUCAUCGUUUGCUGGGCACCUUUCUUCCUUCACCUCAUUCUCAUAAUUUCCUGCCCAAUGAAUCCAUACUGUAUUUGCUACACUUCACAUUUCAAUACCUAUCUUGUCUUGAUAAUGUGCAACUCAGUAAUUGAUCCACUCAUUUAUGCUUUCCGGAGCAUGGAGAUGAGAAAGACUUUCAAAGAAAUAGUGUGUUGCUGUUAUGGCAUGAGUAUGGGACAGUGCAUGCUGUAAACAUCCAGCUCUGUGUUGAGAAGAGAGAGGAUACACACAAUAGGUUUAUGAAUAUACAUAUGUAUCUAGAUAUGUAUCUAUAUACAUAGAUAUUUCUGGCUUAAAAGCAUUGCCUGAAGGAAAAGCAAAGGAUAAAAACAAAAAAACCCAACUAAAUACAUUGAUUCAUACUUUUCGAAAUGAAAGCCAGAUUCGACCAAGUUAUUUGAAACUAUUUAAAUAACAGAAGACAAUCUGAAGUGGCUUACAAAAUAGCUUAAGAAACUCGCCUGAAAGUGAAUAGUACCUUAUAGAGAAUGAAAUAAUAUUCUCUCUGCCA
Molecule: messenger RNA, 1684 nt
Organism: Strigops habroptila (Kakapo)
Lineage: Eukaryota; Metazoa; Chordata; Aves; Psittaciformes; Psittacidae
Gene: MC3R
Product: melanocortin 3 receptor
Exons: 1
Coding region: 391-1365 (324 amino acids)
Biological process (GO): G protein-coupled receptor signaling pathway
Cellular component (GO): membrane
Molecular function (GO): melanocyte-stimulating hormone receptor activity; peptide hormone binding
Source: RefSeq, a predicted model, not a curated record